CGGUUGACGUCAUUAAACCGGAAAUAACAUGAUCUUUUUCCGGGUCACUGUUCGCUGUUCCCGGACGUUUCACGCGGGAAAAGGGGGAGCAGAGGCAGCAGAGAUGGGAGACACACUGGAGUUCAAUGAGAUUUAUCAGGAGGUGAAAGGAUGCUGGAAUGAUGGCCGCUUGAGGUUCAGCAAACAGUCUGUAGUCUACAAAAGCAGUAAGACGGGAAAAGUGGACAGCAUCCCUGCCUCUGAUCUGUCUCUCGCACAGUGGCGUCGCGUCUGUCUCGGACAUGGAAUCAAACUGGCCACGAGCAACGGUCACGUCUACAAAUAUGACGGCUUCAAAGACACGGACUUUGAGAAAAUCUCUGCAUUUUUUAAGACCAACUACAAAGUUGAGCUGACAGAAAAGGACAUGUGUGUGAAAGGCUGGAACUGGGGAACUGCCAAAUUCUCAGGACCGCUGCUGUCAUUCGACAUUAACGACAGUCCCGCAUUCGAGAUCCCCCUGGCCAACGUAUCGCAGUGCACCACGGGAAAGAACGAGGUCACGGUGGAGUUCCAUCAGAACGAUGACGCCGAAGUGUCGCUCAUGGAGCUCCGCUUUUACGUCCCGCCCACCACAGGAGACGACGGCACAGACCCUGUAGAGGUUUUUUCCCAGAAUGUUCUCUCUCAGGCAGAUGUUAUUCAGGCUACUGGAGAUGCUGUGUGUAUCUUCAAAGAACUGCAGUGCCUUACGCCCAGAGGAAGGUACGAUAUUCGUAUCUAUCCCACUUUCCUACAUCUGCAUGGUAAGACGUUUGACUAUAAGAUCCCCUACACCACCGUCCUGCGCCUCUUCCUGCUGCCGCAUAAGGACCAGAGGCAGAUGUUCUUUGUGAUCAGCUUGGAUCCACCCAUUAAGCAGGGCCAGACACGCUAUCAUUUCCUCAUCCUCCUCUUCUCCAAAGACGAAGACGUUAACCUCACUCUCAGCAUGAGCGAGGAGGAGGUGGAGAGGCGCUUUGAGGGAAAGCUGAACAAGCACAUGUCCGGCUCUCUGUACGAGAUGGUCAGCAGGGUCAUGAAGGCUCUGGUCAACAGAAAGAUCACGGUGCCUGGAAACUUCCAGGGUCAUUCAGGUGCUCAGUGCAUCACAUGCUCGUACAAGGCUACCUCGGGGCUGCUGUAUCCUCUGGAGAGGGGCUUUAUUUACGUGCACAAACCCCCGGUGCACCUGCGCUUUGAGGAGAUCUCCUGCGUGAACUUCGCCCGAGGCACCACCACCACGCGCUCCUUCGACUUUGAGAUCGAGACCAAGCAGGGCAACCAGUACACCUUCAGCAGCAUCGAGAGAGAGGAAUACGGCAAGCUGUUUGACUUUGUUAAUGCCAAGAAGCUGAGCAUCAAGAACAGAGGCUUGAAGGAGGACAUAAAGGCAACCGGUGGCUACAGUGACUCCGACGAGGAUGAGCACGACGCUUAUUUGGAGAGGAUGAAGGAGGAGGGUAAAAUCAGAGAGGAGGGAGACGAGUCAGAGGGUGACAGUGACGAGUCCUUCAAUCCUGGCGAGGAAGAUGAUGAUAUCGCUGAAGAAUAUGACAGUAAUGCCUCGGUGAGCGACAGCGAAGCAGAGGAUGAUGAUAGCGAGGAUGAAGGGAAGAAGAAAAAAGUCGAGAAGAAGCCCAAGAAACCGGUGAAAGAGAAGAAGGAGAGAAAACCACGCAAAGAGAAGAAGGUGAAGGACGCAGGAGCCCCUAAGAGGCCCAUGAGCGCCUACAUGCUGUGGUUGAACGCGAACAGAGAGCGGAUCAAGUCUGAGAAUCCUGGAAUCUCUGUCACGGAGAUCUCCAAGAAAGCCGGAGAGAUGUGGAAACAGAUUGACAAAAGCCGCAGAGAGGAGUGGGAAAAGAAGGCAGAAGAAGCUAAAAGACAAUAUGACAGAGCAAUGAAAGAAUAUAAAGAAAGUGGCGGAGGAGCUUCAUCAUCUGCGGUCAAGGAAAAGAAGAAGAAAGGCGGGAAAGUGGAUGAGAAGAAAAGGAAGAGCGGAGGAGAGAAGGAGCGAGACAGAGGAGGAAACGAAAGCUUUAAGAGCAAAGAGUUCAUUUCUAGUGAGGAGAGCUCAUCAGAUUCUGAUCGCGGCAAACGCAAAAAGCGCAAGGCUGAUGAAGAUGAUGAGGAUGAGGAAGAAGUUGCCUCUACACCACCAAGCUCAGAGGAGGAGUCCGGCUCUGACUGAAGUCGCACACGUGUGCUGGGGUUCUGAAAACGUGAGCUGCCGCUCAGGAUAAACUACCGAAUGACGCACCGUGUUUUCAUUGAACAUCAUUUAGAGUUAUGUAGUUCAAUCAAGCAAACAUUGCUGAGAAACAAUUAUAAUUGGCUAAAAAAAUUGCAAGAAUGGUUAUUUUAAGAUUUAGAUCAAGUCGUUAAAGCUAACUUUUAAAAAAUCAAUAUGUUAGCUAGCAAGCAUUUAGAGCCUGGGUCAAGCAUUAUACAUUUUUAACCCAAAACUUGUUUUUGGUGUAAUAAUUGCUCUUACAAAGAUUUCAGUGAAAUUUUUGUUAUUUAUAAUUUCAUUCAUUUUGUCAUCACACGUCAUUUUUUCACAUUCAGGGAAAACUGUGCAUUUUGGUGGCUAAUGCUGAAUGUCAGCGAUGUUUAUCAGAACACCACUGUUACUUUUACAUUUUUUUUUUUUUUUUUUU
Pangasianodon hypophthalmus (striped catfish) is the source of this 2681-nucleotide messenger RNA. RefSeq names its product structure specific recognition protein 1a (gene ssrp1a). Gene Ontology annotation, molecular function: DNA binding; nucleosome binding; histone binding. The transcript has 18 exons. The coding region runs from base 29 to 2212 and encodes 727 amino acids. The record is from RefSeq and is a predicted model, not a curated record. Gene Ontology annotation, cellular component: nucleus; FACT complex. NCBI's taxonomy places the organism in Eukaryota, Metazoa, Chordata, Actinopteri, Siluriformes, Pangasiidae.